Molecule: messenger RNA, 1165 nt
Organism: Psylliodes chrysocephalus
Lineage: Eukaryota; Metazoa; Arthropoda; Insecta; Coleoptera; Chrysomelidae
Source: the annotation of a GenBank genome assembly
AGUACGAUAUUAUCAAUAGUGUCAUGUGGUAGUGUAAAUUAUAAAAGACAAAAAUAUGGUGCUUUUGUUUAUUAAUCCAAUUCGAUAUGUAUUUAUUUUAGUUAUCAGUUGUGUUCUUUUUGAUUCAACGUUUGAGGAAUGCGGUAGGCCAAUUGGAAACGAAUUUCGUCUAGAGGAAGACCGCGUGGUUGCUGGGUACGAUAUCGGUUACUACAGGUAUCCAUGGUACGCCGUUCUUACUAGGUACAAUAUGGUAUCGUGCGGGGCUACAUUAGUUGGUCCCAAGACAGUUGUUAGCGCUGCUCAUUGCUAUAAAGAGUUUUUAGACUUGGCAAGCAAAGGAGUGGUUAAAUUGGAACAAAUUUACAUUGUAAAAUUAGGAGUAUAUAACAUUUGCACUACAGAAAAAACAGCGAGAGAUUACACCGUUGAUAAAGUUUAUAUACAUCAACUUUACUACACGAAGAAACCUUACUAUGAUAUUAGUCUGUUAAAGUUAUCUAGUGAUACAAACGCUUAUAGGCCUAUUUGUCUACCACCACCUCAUUUAAAGAAGCCUCUUGAUGGUACGGUACCGGGAUUAGGUACCUUAAGAUAUCACGGGGCGAUGCCUUGUACUGUUCACGAAGCCAGAUUGUUAAUUCACAAUAAUACAGAGUGUUCUAAUAUGAUGAAUAAUACUGGAAACGAUCCACAUUUAAUGCACAACUCAUUUUGUGCUGGAUAUAUACAGGGCGGUAUUGAUACAUGUCAGGGUGAUAGCGGAGGACCUCUUCAAUCUAUGAACGAAAAUGGAGAUUAUAUUUUAAUAGGAAUUGUUUCUUUCGGAUUUCGAUGUGCGCAACCUGGUUUACUUGGCAUGUACACGGACGUGUCUCAGUACAUCGAUUGGAUACAGGAAAAGUCCGGAUUGAAACCGGGACAACUCCAAACGGCUCCUAUGAAACCAUCAACAGGAAUCGCUGGUUCUGUCAGUCGCAACGACAGUAACACAGGUGUUAAUGCAGAACCAAAUCACAAUCAUCAUCACCAUCACCACAAAAUAGUGGUAAGACCCUACAGGAGACCAAUCAAAAUUUUAAUCUAUAGAAACAACAAAUGGUCGGUGCUGACGAAAUAUCUAUUGCAUCAUCCUAUUAUUAGGCAUAAAAGACCAAUAAAUUAA